AUGACAGACAACUCUAGUGGAACAACUAAGAAACAUAACUACUUUUUAGCGUUGAGGUACACGGCUGGUCUACUCCUAUGCGUCACUCAUCUCCGUACAACAUUCAGUGGGAUUUUGAGUUACUUCUUGCUUCAAUCUAUCGUGUCCCAAUGGAAUAAUCUGAGUUACGAAGAUUUGGGCUACGUGUACGGAGAUAGAAAAAGCUAA
Morchella sextelata is the source of this 207-nucleotide messenger RNA. RefSeq lists its product as uncharacterized. The record is from RefSeq and is a predicted model, not a curated record. The transcript has 6 exons. The coding region runs from base 1 to 207 and encodes 68 amino acids. NCBI's taxonomy places the organism in Eukaryota, Fungi, Ascomycota, Pezizomycetes, Pezizales, Morchellaceae.